AAACUCAUUUGACCAUAGUGGUAGUUGUCGGCCAUUAUUCUUUGUCAUCCGAAACAGAAUGCCAUUCCAAAGGUUCGUUGAAUCGGGCCGAGUGGCCUACAUCGCCGAUGGCGAUCACAGUGGCAAACUGUGCACCAUCGUGGACGUCAUCGAUCAAAGCAGAGCAUUGGUCGAUGGCCCCGAGACCGGAGUCCCCAGAACAGCUGUCCGCUUCAAGCAGCUGCACUUGACCAAGUUCAAGUUUUCUCUUCCCUACACUGCUCCUACCAGACUUGUCCGCAAGAACUGGAAAGAUGCUAAGAUCACCGAGAAGUGGGCAGAGAGCAGUUGGGCUCAGAAAAUUGCUGCGAGAAAGAGGAGAGACGCGCUCACGGACUUCGACCGUUUCAAGCUGGGCCGUGCCCGCCAGACUCGCAACCGCAUCAUCACUAGGGUCUACCAGAAGCUGAAGACAAAGGCUGCCCGCUCUGGCCGCGUCUACCCUGGUAAGAAGCGUUGCAAGAAGUCCGCCAAUCCUAAGAACGCCGCCGCCAAGGCCGCAGCUAAGGGAAAAGGCAAGGGAAAGAAGUAAGGGCUUGUAUGUUAAAUAAAAAACUCUUGUAUCUCUUAAGAAA
Messenger RNA from Neocloeon triangulifer, 614 nucleotides. RefSeq names its product large ribosomal subunit protein eL14 (gene RpL14). Gene Ontology annotation, cellular component: cytosolic large ribosomal subunit; ribosome. The record is from RefSeq and is a predicted model, not a curated record. Lineage: Eukaryota; Metazoa; Arthropoda; Insecta; Ephemeroptera; Baetidae. Gene Ontology annotation, molecular function: structural constituent of ribosome; RNA binding. The transcript has 4 exons. The coding region runs from base 59 to 571 and encodes 170 amino acids. Gene Ontology annotation, biological process: ribosomal large subunit biogenesis; translation.